This is a messenger RNA of Exserohilum turcica Et28A, 1897 nucleotides long. RefSeq names its product carbohydrate-binding module family 35 protein. The transcript is spliced from 2 exons. The coding region runs from base 17 to 1672 and encodes 551 amino acids. Gene Ontology annotation, molecular function: hydrolase activity, hydrolyzing O-glycosyl compounds. NCBI's taxonomy places the organism in Eukaryota, Fungi, Ascomycota, Dothideomycetes, Pleosporales, Pleosporaceae. The record is from RefSeq and is a predicted model, not a curated record. Gene Ontology annotation, biological process: carbohydrate metabolic process.
CUCCCCUCCUCUCACCAUGAUUUGGACAAACUCGUUCCUUGUCUCCCUGGCGGGUGCUACUCAUGUGGCCGCCCAGUCGUUCCAGCAAACUCCCGUCAUGGGCUGGAACUCUUACAACCAAAUGUCGUGCAGUCCAAAUGCCGAUAAGAUCACCACAGCCAUCAACUCUCUUGCCAGCCGCGGAUUCGUUGCUGCCGGCUACAAGUUCUUCCAGAUCGACUGCGGGUGGGCUUCCAGGGAUGGCCAGCGAAACUCGACCAACGGCGCCAUAAAGGUGGAUUUGAAUGCUUUUCCAAACGGACUCCAGCCGCUGAGUGAUCUGGCAAGGUCCAAGGGAAUGAAGUGGACCAUGUACUCGGACGCAGGCGUCAGGAUGUGCGAUCCGCAGUCACCGAGCCCGGUCCUGGGCUCUCUGGGCCACGAAGCUGCAGACGCGGAAUUCUUCAAGUCGCUGGGUACCGAAUACGUCAAAUACGACAACUGCUACGCGGAUGGGCCGGCAGCCAGUCAAAACGCGCCCAAGAAUGCGCGGACUGACUUCCCGUCUCGCAUGGGCGCCAUGUGGAAGGAGCUUCAGCGAGUGGGAAUUCCCGGCAUGUUGAUAUGCCAGUGGGGCGUUCCCUACUCGUCGUCUUCGGGCUUGCAGGGACCCGACAGCUGGACAAAGGGGAUAUCCACGUCGUUCAGACUGUCAGACGACAUCACCUCGGGUUGGGCUUCCAUGUAUCGCAUCUACAACCAAGCCGUCCACAUUGCAAAGAACGGGCUGACUGGCCCCGGACACAUUGGCGACGCUGAUCUCCUCGAGGUGGGCAAUUCAGCCAUGACAUUUGAUGAGCAAGCAACGCACUUUGCGGCAUGGGCUAUGCUGAAGUCGGCGCUCAUGAUCUCGACCAAUGUCCCGGCUUUGUCCGACCAACUGGUUGCCGUGCUGCAGAACAAAGACCUCAUUGCCAUCAACCAGGACUCGGCCGUGAAGCCCGUCACUCUCCGUCAACGAUGGACUGGCGACCGCGAUCUCUGGGCGGGCGAUCUCGCCAACGGAGACAUGGCUGUUUUGGCCGUGGACCUCAGCAACGCUGCCCGCACCCUCAGCGUGCAGCUAUCCGAUCUCGGUAUUGCAUCCGCAUCCAUCAAGGACCUCUGGAGCGGCCAGACGGUCAGCGGGUCUUCGUACUCCAAGCAAGUGAAAGCCCACGGCUCCGUCGCUCUCCGCCUCUCCAACAUCCGCCUCUCCACCGCCACCAAGCCCAAGUACACAUACAUCGCCGUAUCCACCGGAUCGCUGUCGUCGGGCGCAAACACGCAGUCCUGCUCGGGCUGCAGCUCUUCCACCCGCGUCGGCAACCUGGGCGGCUCCUCCAACGGCCGCGUAACAUUAUCCAACAUCCGCACUUCGCAAGCCACGCAGACAGUGCUCUUUGACUACAUCAACGGCCAGGUCGACUACAUGGGCGGCACCAACGAGCGCGUUGCAUCCAUCAGUGUCAACGGCGGAGCCGCCAAGACCGUCAGCUUCCCACUCAGCGGCUACAACUGGGAUGUCAAUGUCAGCAAGGGCUAUGCUGUCGAGCUCUCUGGAUUCAGCACCACCAGCACAAACACCAUUACCAUUUCCGGGGCCGGAAGCGCCAAUGCACCCGACUUUGACAGGAUUGGUGUUGUUGCAUAGGUUAUGCACAGGGCUGAGGAUGCAUGUCGAUGGCAAGAGAAGAAGAGUUUCUAUGUUCAUAUUUCCAACAUUACAGAUUUUGUACAUGCUUUCUCGUUAGUAUAUAUAUAUAACAUUGGAUAUUUUUCGGUUAUGCAGCGUCUCGAUGCAUGUUCAGUCACAGCCUUGCACUCCGUUAUUCUCAUGUAGCUUAUGCUUAGCUCGUGCAAGUUCUAUCAAGCCCAU